Messenger RNA from Heteronotia binoei (common prickly gecko), 3187 nucleotides. It is a transcript of the gene DNAJC12, whose product is annotated as DnaJ heat shock protein family (Hsp40) member C12. Gene Ontology annotation, cellular component: cytoplasm. The coding region runs from base 215 to 805 and encodes 196 amino acids. The record is from RefSeq and is a predicted model, not a curated record. Lineage: Eukaryota; Metazoa; Chordata; Lepidosauria; Squamata; Gekkonidae. The transcript has 5 exons.
UCAGUGUUUUCUUCCACCAAUAAAACGUGGCAAAUCCAGGGGUGUGAUUUAGGAGGCUCGCCUGAUACCUCAGUGUAUAAAGCCAGCCGUCGGGAAACUUAAGCCUCAGUAGCUAGUGUUUUCGUAUAAUUCCUUUCAAGGAUUAAUAAAACCUCUACGGACUGCCGUUUCUUGCUCAUUAGAAAGAGGGAAAGUGCCUCCUAGACGGAAGCAAAUGGAUGCAAUUUUGAACUUCAGACCUGAAGACAUGGAAGAUUAUUACAAUUUGCUAGGAUGUGAUGAAUUAUCCACAGUUGAACAAAUCAUUUCCGAGUUUAAAGUCCGAGCACUUGAGUGUCAUCCUGACAAGCAUCUUGGAAACCCAGAAGCUGUGGAGAAAUUUCAGAAGCUUCAGCAUGCCAAGGAGAUUCUGAGCAACGAAGACAGCCGAGCUCGUUACGACUACUGGCGGAGAAGCAAACUUGCGAUCCCAUUCCAGCAAUGGGAGGCACUGAACGGCUCCAUCAAAACGUCCAUGCACUGGGCUGUUAAAGGCAAAAAAGAGCCAAUGCUAGAAGCUCCGGAUUUAAAUCUCAAUCACAAGAAGACAAAUGAGUGUCUCCAGGGGGCGGAAAACAACAAUGGUGGAUUAUUGGAAAACCAGACUGGGCCAGGAGAUUUUGAUCCUUCUGAUGGAAAGCUGCUGUCGCCAAAAAGCCCAGAUAUCCCAGGAUUCUCGGAUCCCAAUGGCUGGCACUUGCGUUUCCGUUGGUCUGGUGACACCCCAUCUGAACUUCUGCGGAAGUUCAGGAACUAUGAAAUAUGAAGCAGAAGACCAAAUAUGUGUGGAAGAACCUUGUAUUCAUGAGAUCAGUAUUUUUUUGGUGUGCGCGUGUGCAUUUGAUUCACGAAGGAUUGCCUGUCAUGUCCGUGUAUUUAUGGACUUUGUUUAAUGAUGUGGCUGUGUAACGUUGCUGUUGCUAUUUCCCAUACAAAAAUCCUGAGUUUUUGAAUGGUGGGUCGGCACUUUAUUAACUAUUAUUAUAAGUAAUAUCUCAGUUGUAGCUAGUCUCUUUCCCCAGAGCUUUCUUAAUGUAUAUGUAACAGUUUCCUACGAUUAUUGAACAGUUGAGGGAAAGCACCUGUGGCCCUUUCCCUCUCAUGUCCUUCCACCAUUAUUUCCUGUGAUGUCUGUCUGUGACUUUCAGUCCUCAAUCUCAAAAACUCUUACCACAUAUACAGUGCAAUCCUUGGCAAAGUUGCUCCAGUACACAGAAGUCAGUGGGCUUAGCUUGGAAUAACUCUGCUUCAGGCUGCACUGACAGAAGUCUUCUGCUCUCUGAAAUGACUCCUCCUACGGUUGCUAGCUCUCUGUGAUACCUACUACCUCUUUUCUUCAACUUCUCUUCAAAACCUACCUUUUCUGGCAAGUUUUGGGCCUAGCCUGUCACCUGUAUGGCCAGCUAAAAUUAAGUCUAAAAGGGUUGGAUCCAACCAGCUUUUCGGGAAGGAGGCAUUUCCUUUUGCCUGUCAAAAAAGGCUGUGCUUGAGCUUAUAGGGACUACACGGACAAAUGUCACUAGGGAUGGAGACUGUAAUCCUUCUGAAUGAAUUGGGUGGGACUGAAUAAAGAAGUUGGCUGGAUCCAACCCUCUGUAAUUUUUGCCUCCCACUUCUCUCUUUUGUUCUGCUUCCUUUCUCCCGUUCUUCUGUUUCUGAAACAUAGAAUGUUAGUUCUCUGAGUCUAGGACCUGUCUUGGGGUGGGGGGCUUUUUGAUACUGUGUUAAGUGCCAUGUACAUGGAUGAUCCUAUAUACAUGAAUAUGUUUCUAAAAGUAUUACUAAUACAAAAUUAUAACCUAUUGCCAAGAGUGCAAGAACACAGAGAUGUAUUCAUCUUCCCAUGAAGAUCAAUAAUAUAAGCAAUGGUGUCUGUUUCUCAAUUAGAAGCUCCAGUCACGGUUUUUUUCAUUGUGUAGUCUUCUGUGGUGUGUGUGUUCUGUUGCUUACCAUUUAUAACUUGUUCGUGCUGUUGAUUUGCUAGUUAUACAGCCUCCUGUUCAGUUUGAGCCACAAGGGAUAGAAUCGAAAGAACUACAUUGCCUUGCUUGAUUUGUCCUAUUUCCUUGCAGUGCUUAACAAUAAAUGCUCUAAGCAGCCAAAAAUGGCGGUUGAAGCACCAGAUUGUCUGAGAAGGGGAAAAGGUGGUAUAAACAGAGGACUUGAAUGGUAUACACUUCAAUCACCACCACUAGUAUUAUCCGUAGUGCUAUAUCAGUAUGUAUCCAUAUAGUAGGUUGUACCAAGCUCUCAAAAAUCCCAGUAAUGACAUGCAGUUCUCUGCAGGAGAGCCGAGGUGUUAUGUGGAGAGCCAUAGUUAAGAGGUGGUUUGCACACAGUUUUCACAACUGCAGGUUUUGGCUGUAAAGGCUCUACAGCUCUGCAUCUGGUGCACAUGAAAUGAAAUUGCAGAUACUUCUCUGCGUUUUAGAAUCUGCAAAGAUUAGACAUUUGCUUGGGCUUUGUUUAAAACUCAUUCCAAAUGAGAUGCAAAAGCUGACCUAGAAAUACUGGCUCACGUAUAAUAGUGAGCCAUCAAGUUGUAACUGACUUAUGAUGACCCCAUAGCAUUUUCAAGGCAAGAGAUGUUCAGCUGUGGCUUGCCAUUGCCUGCCUCUGCUUUGCAACCUCUGCCUUCUUUGGCGGCUCCCAUCCAAGUAUCUGUGGCUGACCCUGCUUAGCUUCCUAGCUCUGACAAGAUUGGGUUAAAUCGGGGUGAUUCAGGCUGUUGAUGGUGGAUUGGAUCCUUUCUAAAUUCUGUACAUGGAAGCACAGCUUCACAGCCUCUUCUCCCCAGCUGUACCUGAAAAUGCUGCUCCUCAGCAUGAAGAGAAAGUUAGAGGGCUACUGCAGGGUGUGUAUGUGUGUGUGGGGUGGUGGUGGUUGGAUCAGGAAAGUUCAUCCCUCAUCUUGCACAUGUGUAUCUUUCCCACGAGAUCUGAACCUUCAGAUUGUUGGCAGUUACCUUGAAAUGCACAGGUUUUAUUUUAAAUUCAUUGAACUGUGUUGUAUGUUAUUAAGAAUGUAUUGGUCAUAUUUCUAGAUGUAAGUAACACAAGAAGGAGACCUGUGGUCUGGUUUGUUUCUUCAGUUUGAUUUGUUGACUUUUAUUUUAAAUAAAGUAAAUUAUUUUGGGGUCAUGCAUAAA